Messenger RNA from Protopterus annectens (West African lungfish), 2763 nucleotides. RefSeq names its product tripartite motif-containing protein 72-like. The transcript is spliced from 5 exons. NCBI's taxonomy places the organism in Eukaryota, Metazoa, Chordata, Ceratodontiformes, Protopteridae. Gene Ontology annotation, molecular function: protein binding. The record is from RefSeq and is a predicted model, not a curated record. The coding region runs from base 167 to 1117 and encodes 316 amino acids.
GUCAUAUUAGAGAGUAAGAAGGAAGUAUUGCUUCCAGGUUUUUGUCUGGGUUUGGUUACUGUGAGGUAUCUUAUCCUGAAUAAUUGUCUGUAUUUCUCUUAAGUCUUAUGGGAUGGAGCUGAGUCAAACUGCUGGGCAUCACAUUUCUUUAUUUUGAAUCAGUCACAUGGAGUCUUCAUUUCAAAGAAUUGAAGAGGAGCUGAGUUGCUCCAUCUGUCUCGAUCUGUUUCAGAAUGCUGUUCAGCUUCCGUGCCAACACAUUUUCUGCAAGCAGUGCAUUGAGCAGCAUUUAGCAAGCAAUGGAGCUUCAGGUUUGUGCCCAAACUGUAGAACAUCGUUUCGGAGAACUGAUCUGAUCUGUUCAAGGGUAGUCAAUAAUGUGAUCCAGACACUUUCAGUGUGUCAUAAUGAGAAUCAUACUUCUUUCCUGACCUUGCAAAUUCAGGAACCUGCUGUAAACAGUGAAAGUGAGUCACCAAGGCCUACAGAACAAGUAUCACCACAAAAUGUUACAGAAGUUCCAGCGAUGUCGAAAUCGGAGUACAUUCGAUCAAAAUUUGUGUCCUUAACACUGGAUGAAGAGACAGCCCACCCAAAUUUAAAGAUCACUAGCAAUAAAAGUCUUGUAUAUUAUUCCACUGAAGUGCGGUCCUGUCAUCCAAGUCACAGGAUGUUUGAUACAAUCAAUGCUGUGUUAGCAGAGCAAGUUCUAGAUCAUGGGGAGUACUACUGGGAAGUAAUAGUUGAUGACAAGAAAAGGUGGACACUGGGAGUUACCAGGCAUGGCCUCAACAGGAAUGGGGCUGUACAGGCAUUUCCUCGAAAUGGUUACUGGAUUAUCAUGCGCCGUACUGAAGGGUGGUUUGUAACUCGCAUUGUUUAUGAAGCUUGGGAAAAUACAAAAAUGUUGAUUACUGUCCGUUCAAAGCCCAACAAAAUUGGACUGUAUUUAAACUGUGACACAGGAGAACUGUCCUUUUACAAUGCUGAUGACCCUAAUGAUUUAGAGAAAAUUUAUACAUUCCGAGGAGUUUCUGCUCCUGUUGUGCCUUUCUUUGAUCCAUGUUACUAUGACAAGGGAUCCAAUACUCAUCCACUUCAGAUUUGUUCCAGAUGAGGAUGAAUCAUUUUGCAGUUUCAACAUAACAUCAAAGAUAAUGUAUUUUCAGACUGUUCCUGGGACUUUCAUUUUAUGUUCCUUUUAUUUAAUCAUUGAAAGCAUUCAAGGUGUUCACAGCUGCUUUGUGCUUGUUCAUUUUUUACAGCUUGAUUUUAAAGCUACAUUAUCAUUUUUUUUUGCCACAGUAAACACACAGAUUCAUAGCUAAGCUGCCCUUGUGGGACAUUUUAAGCCUAGGCAGUUUUCCUUUUAUACUCAAAAUUAACCUAUCCUAUUUGGUUGAAAAUUGGCCUUAUCCUUCCCAGGGUCGACAAUUAUAUAUUAUCCCUAAUGAUAAUAACUAGGAAUAUACCAUAGUUAAUUUGAAGGGACCUUUUAUUGGGAUAAAACAUUUAGGAGCUGCCUCUGUCCAUUAGUAGUACAGCAGGCAGUCUUUGAGUACAUUUUCUGUUUCCCAUAUAUAGAUCCAAGAUUUGCUUGAAUAUGGACAAGGAUGGGUUUUUAUAUGGAUGAGGAGUAUCUUCUAGAGCAGUGGUUUCCUCUAUGUUAUAUGCCUGUCCCUGCAAACCAUUAUGGUGAAGUUGCAGAAGUUUUAGAUCCCUAGAUUAUUUUUUUUCACAUAAUUUCUAUUGAUUUUUAUAAAUUUAAGUAUAGCAAAAACUAUUAAACAAUGUAAAAUAAAUCUAACUAUAUACAGGGUCCAUAACAAAUAUGCUUUUGUUAAUAUAUUCACAUUUUAUCUAACAGCUUUUGAAGUUUUAACCAAGCCAGUUGUUUAUGUGUCACUCUUGAGGUUCUUGAGGUUAUAGUCAACAAUUUUCGAUUGCAUGCAAUUCUGGCCAAUGAGAUAAAUUCCGCAAAUUAUAGAAUUGUUUUACCUUAACAAUUUGAGGUAAUAAUUUUUCUUGCUAUUGCAAGGAGGGACCAGAAAAGGUGCACUUGUGUUCCUGGAAUAUACGCUGGUAUCGGUGCAUUAAAUAAUAACAGUGAGUCAGUCACUUCACAUUUGUAUGACAACAGUGCUUUUAUAAAAUAUUUAAAUUCCAACCAGAAAGGAAUUACAGUUUUACACUCUAUAAACAUAUGUGCCCAAUCUGCACAUACUGCUUCUUCACAUUUCCAACAUUCAGAUAUUUCAUUUCCUGAUAUCAAUGCCACUUUAUGAGGAGUAAAAAAGCUUCUGUGAAUGAACUUCCAUGUGUAGAUUUUCCAAAAGGGAGAUGAUGCAGUGUUACUAACUGACUUAAGUAUUAAUCUUUUCUCUUUAUCUGAAAAUCUGAAUUUAUUUUCUGCAUAAUUCCAUAGGGAUUCGUCGGGGAUGUAAGUCAGUUCGUAGUGUCCUGUAUAUUCUUGACAAUGAAAACCCAUCAUUAUUACAUAAUGUAUUAAUUUUGCAGAAAAGAGAUACAAUUUUGGGUCUAGGUGUGGAUUUCACUAUUUGACAUACUUUGAAUUCACUUACUACAUACUCUCUGAAUGUUUGUAUGUUUAGCAAUUGUUUUGGUUUAUGUUAUAUCUUGCUAUGAGGGAAGUGGCCUCAUAGGUUCAUAGGUUGGUACUAGGCUAUCUGCCCUAGGGCCUAUACAAGCCUAGCCAUAACAAUUCCCUGGAUAUUUCUUCCCACAAUAUUUACUUCUCUGGAC